UUGCAUAAUCUGAACUGGCUAUCCUGGCCAUGACAGACUGAGAGGCCAGCUGCCUACCAGGACAGGAGCUCUUUGGAGAAAGGACUGGAGGAAGUGGUGAAAAAAGACUAAAACAUGAAUAAUCUUGUGAGUGAACAGGAGGUAAUUGAGAGAGGUGUUUAUAAUGAGGUUGUUUCCCUCCUGGCACACAUGGAUGACCAAGAUAAGGACAGAAUUGCCCUCAGGAUUGCCUCUAUAGCUAAGACCAAGCUGGCUAGUGUUGUGAGAGUUCUGCUGGAGAAAUUGCAACAGGAUAAGCAAAACAGAGUAGCCAUUUACUUUAUCCUGGAUAAGGUAUUACAGCAGGACACUGGGGGCCUAGAGAUAAGGCUAGUGAAAAAAAUUAUAAGCCUAGCCUCAGAGCAGAUGAGAGAGACUCGGGAAGCAACAAAUGAAGUAAAAGUGGCAGCUAGCAACACGUUAGUGACUCUGGCAAGCUGCUAUUUUGAUCAUGUCAUGUAUGAGCUGCACUGUCAUCUGAAACCACCGAAGCUGCCUGAAGAGUUUAUUUUAGUUACGCUGGGCAACCUGUCAUCAGCCUAUGCACGUAAGUGUAUCCCUUUUGUGAGAGUGACCCUGAACACCAUGGUCUCCAUGCUGGAGUUCGUCAAGGACGGCAGGCUGAGACAAGCAUUUUGCGGUGUUCUGGAACAAUGGUCAAGGGCAGUACGUCUCUUUUUGGCUAACUGGGAAAAGUGCUCAUUCCCCAAAGUGGGCCAAUUGCGACUCUGCAAUCAUUUUCUUCCCGUCUACACUCAUGUGACCAGCAACUGGCUGACCUGUGAGGAGCCGGAGCUCAAGCAGGCUAUCAUCAAAGCCCUUGGUCCCAUGAUGAGCCUCCUGCUACACAAAGAGGAGUAUCAAGAUCAGAUAUUUGAACACCUCUCAUGGCUCCUUGAGCAAUAUAAUGAAAACACUGAUGUUUUUCACGUCACCAAGAGUCUGAGCCAGCUCUUGGAGGUCUCUGGUGAAUAUAAGAUCCCUCUCCCUGACGGGAAGUUUCAAGCCAUCUGCAGUGCUCUGCAUAACCAGCUCUGUUCUCAAGCUAGGCCGCUCAGCAUGGAAAAUCACACAGAGCUGGUCCAUUGUGUAGUUCAACUAGCCCGUUCUUCUCCAGAGGAUCUGAUAGCCUUUCUGCACUCACAGCUGAAGAUUAAGAAUGAGGCUGUUUGUGUGACCUCUUUGAAGCUGCUCAGAGCUAUUGUUGAUGCUGACUUGCCCGAGACAAGACUGAAAAAGUGUCUGAUUGUGAAGGCAGUGAAAUCCACUUUCAGUGAUCAGAAUGCUACGGUGAGGAAGACAGUUCUUCAUUUCAUCCAGAGGCUGCUCAGCUUACAAAGUGUGGAGAACUGUGCAGCUUGGGAUAUGGUAGCACAUGUUUUCACGGAGUUCAGUGUGUCCACCAGCAAACUGGCUAUUCCGGAAGAAAACACGAUCCAAACCCUGUGCACUGACAUCCUGCAAUCUCUGGACACCUCGGUCACUGGAAUGACCCAAGUGUUAUGGCCAAGGCUUCUCGAAUAUGUGGUGCCAGUUCAGUACACUGGUACUUUGAAGCCUCUCUGCAGAUGCCUUACGGAGCUGGCUGAGAAAAAGCAGCAGGAAGGAGAAGAAGCUGCUUGCCUUGACUACGAUGGACCAGUGAAACUCCCUACACCCCAGGGGCUGCUGGCACGACUCCUGGUAGUAGCCUCGUCCCCUUAUGCAGGAGAAGGACACGGAUGUGCUGCCUUGCAGUUACUACAGGCCCUGCAUCAAAAUAUCCAUGUAGCAGUGGGUGAGAUGUGGGGAGUAAAGAUCCCAUCUCUGCUGCAGUACAUUGAAGGAAACACAGAGAAUUCCCUGGACCACGUGCAGUGGGAGCACAUGCUGCUUCAGUUCCUAAGAACAUCUCUGGGGAUGAUAGACGACAGUGCCUGGAGCAGCCAGAUAAGCCUUGAGUUGAACCAGCAGAUGGCCAGCUAUACCAGCCCCUCCCGUGAAAAGAGUUUCCUGUAUAAGGCGCUAGGAACGUCCUUAGCAGUUUGUCAGGACCUGGGCCACAUUAAAUCCCAGCUUCAUCAAUUUUUGAAAGCAACAGAUUAUAUGGAAGCCCCUGAGAGACAGCCCCCGCUGCCCAUGUGUCUGACGCCUGACUCGCGCUUUACACCACUUCAGCUGAAAGGAAGGGACUCGUGCCUGACUGCUGGUCCUGACUCUCAUCUCAGUGCAACCUCUCCACAUCACUUUGCCAUUCAGUUCUGCCUUGUCUAA
Mauremys reevesii (Reeves's turtle) is the source of this 2292-nucleotide messenger RNA. RefSeq names its product maestro heat-like repeat-containing protein family member 2A. The transcript has 21 exons. NCBI's taxonomy places the organism in Eukaryota, Metazoa, Chordata, Testudines, Geoemydidae. The coding region runs from base 115 to 2292 and encodes 725 amino acids. Gene Ontology annotation, cellular component: cytoplasm. The record is from RefSeq and is a predicted model, not a curated record.